This is a messenger RNA of Nannospalax galili (Upper Galilee mountains blind mole rat), 7368 nucleotides long. It is a transcript of the gene Dop1b, whose product is annotated as DOP1 leucine zipper like protein B. The record is from RefSeq and is a predicted model, not a curated record. Lineage: Eukaryota; Metazoa; Chordata; Mammalia; Rodentia; Spalacidae. Gene Ontology annotation, cellular component: endosome; trans-Golgi network. The transcript is spliced from 37 exons. The coding region runs from base 237 to 7136 and encodes 2299 amino acids. Gene Ontology annotation, biological process: Golgi to endosome transport.
CGCCUGGUCAGAUUGGCGAAAGGCUUAGGCUCCGGGGCUCUGCGCUUGCAGCUCCUCCCGCCUCCUAGCCUGUGCCCUGGACGGGACCCGAGCCUCCGUGCGCGUCCUUCAGUCCACCUCGUCCUGCACCCUGCAGGAUUUGCAGCAGCAGACGAGACUCACCCCUUGGUGACAGCGGCUCCUGGCUCAGGGAAACCUUUCCAGGGUUUUGCGCUUCCUUCCUGUGAGAAUGUAAGAUGGACCCAGAAGAGCAGGAGCUGCUGAGUGACUACAGGUACCGAACAUACUCCUCCGGAAUUGAAAAGGCUUUGAGAAACUUUGAGUCUUCCAGUGAAUGGGCGGAUCUCAUCUCAUCUCUUGGCAAGCUCAACAAGGCUCUCCAGAGCAACCUGAAGUAUUCCCUGCUGCCAAGACGGCUCAUCAUCAGCAAGAGGCUAGCUCAGUGUUUGCAUCCUGCCCUGCCUAGCGGUGUGCACCUAAAAGCCCUAGAAACCUACGAGAUUAUCUUUAAAAUUGUGGGGACUAAAUGGCUGGCCAAGGACUUGUUCUUGUACAGCUGCGGCUUGUUUCCCCUCCUGGCGAACGCCGCCAUGUCGGUGAGGCCCGUGCUGCUUGGCCUGUAUGAGAAGUACUUCCUCCCACUGCAGAAGCUGCUUCUGCCCAGUCUCCAAGCCUUCCUUGUGGGCCUGCUACCGGGCCUGGAGGAGGGCUCCGAGAUCUAUGACAGAACUGACGCCCUGCUCCUGAGACUAUCUCUGGUCGUGGGCCGGGAGGUGUUCUACGCUGCCCUGUGGGGAAGCAUCCUGGCCAACCCCUCCAUCCGCCUCCCCGCCUCACUGUUUGUGGUGAGCCACAUCAACAGAGAUUCACCAGGCAAGGAGCAGAAGUACAUGUUGGGCACUGACUACCAGCUCACGGUGAAGUCACUGUGCGCAUCGCUGCUGGAUACCAAUGUUCUUGUGCAAAGAAAUAAUCUGGAAAUCGUUCUGUUUUUCUUCCCGUUUUAUACCUGUCUGGAUCCUGAUGACAGAACCAUCCCCCUGCUCAGACCCGACAUCGUACACAUUCUUUCUGCGGCCACCCAGACCCUGCUGAGGAGGGACAUGUCUCUCAACCGAAGACUGUAUGCCUGGCUGCUAGGUUCAGACAUUAAAGGAAACACCAUUGUGCCCGAAUCUGAAAUUUCAAAUUCUUACGAAGACCAAUCCUCAUAUUUUUUUGAGAAAUACUCCAAGGAUCUUUUAGUUGGGGCGCUGGCUGAGAUACUGCAUCAGAAGUUCUCCGAUGCUGACAUGGAAGAGCGCCACCAUGCCUACCUGAAGCCUUUUCGCAUCCUUGUCAGCCUGCUGGACAAGCCAGAAAUAGGGCCUCAAGUGGUUGAGAAUUUAUUUCUGGAAGUCAUCAGGGCCUUUUAUUCUUACUGUAGAGAUGUCCUUGGCUCUGACCUUAAACUUAGCUACACUCAGAGUGGAAAUCUGCUGAUAAGUACAAUCAAAGAAAACAGAAACGCCUCCGAGAUCGUUAAGACAGUGAAUCUGCUGGUCUCAGCCCUCAGCACAGACUUUCUCUGGGAUUAUAUGGCGCGGUGUUUCGAGGAGUGCUUUCGACCAUCGAAGCAGAGUACCACCAUUGGAACAGCCAUCAGCCCUGCCCCCACAGUCUCGGAGCUCUGCACCCUCCUUGUGUUCCUCCUGGAUGUGAUUCCCUUGGAGCUCUACUCUGAGGUGCAGACUCAGUACCUCCCACAGGUGCUGGGCUGUCUGCUGCAGCCUCUUGCUGAGGAAGUGGAGGCCUUAAGCUUACCUGAGCUCACACACGCCUUGAAGACAUGUUUUAAGGUGCUCAGCAAAGUCCAGAUGCCACCCUCCUACCUAGAUACGGAGCCUACCAGUGGAAGCUCGAGCCCAGUGAAAGGUGGCAACAGUGACAUUGUUUCAGAAACAAAGGCCUUGGUUGCAGAUGAAGAAGAGGCUUCCUUCACCCCGCUGAAGUCUGAGGACAGUGGGAUUGGGCUCAGCGCCUCCUCCCCCGAGCUCUCGGAGCACCUGAGGGUGCCCCGGGUUUCUCCUGAGAGAGACGACAUUUGGAAGAAGGAUGGGAGCAUGCAGAGGACGUUUCUUUACAUCCAAGAGCUCAUUGCCAACUUUGCCAGCAAGAAUAUUUUUUCAGCAGCGCUGACAGCGUCAAGAGAGGAAAGCCAGACUGAAGAGGCCCCAGGGAAGAAUGACAGGGGCAGGACCCUGAGUGCGGUGACCACACAUUCUGGCAGGAAGGACUCCUGGGAGGCCAAGCCCAUCACUGUGCCCCAGUUUAAGCAGAUGCUCUCCGACUUGUUCACAGUGCGUGGAUCUCCAUUCAAGACAAAAAGUUCAGAGUCAUCAUCUGCGCCCAGCAGCCCUCAGAGAAAAGCAGAAACUGAGUGGGAUGUUGACCAGGUGGUCAUUGACUUGAGGGGAUCCAAGGAGGACUGCAGGGAGGCCUUUGCUGCCGCCUGUCACCUGCUGCUGGACUGUGCCACCUUCCCCGUCUACCUGUCUGAGGAGGAGACUGAGCAGCUGUGCCAGGCAUUGUUCCAGACACCAGGAGCUGGUGAUUGCAGUUUUCCGUCGUGGCUGAAAUCCCUCAUGACCAUCUGCUGCUGUGUGACUGACUGCUACCUGCAGAAUGUGGCCAUCUCCACCCUACUGGAAGUGAUAAACCAUUCCCAGUCCCUUGCUCUUGUCAUUGAAGACAAGAUGAAGCGCUACAAAAACUCUGGGCACAACCCAUUUUUUGGGAAGCUACAGAUGGUGACGGUCCCUCCCAUUGCCCCAGGGAUAUUGAAGGUCAUGGCUGAGAAAACAGACUUCUAUCAGAGGGUGGCUCGUGUGCUUUGGAGUCAGCUGAACAAGGAGACCCGUGAACAUCACAUCACCUGCGUGGAGCUGUUCUACCGACUACACUGCCUGGCCCCAACGGCCAACAUCUGUGAGGACAUCAUCUGUCAUGCCCUCCUGGAUCCUGACAAGGGAACGAGGCUGGAAGCUCUGUUUAGAUUUUCCGUGAUCUGGCACCUGACCAGAGAGAUCCAGGGCAGUCGCGUGACGUCCCACAAUCGCUCCUUUGACAGGUCCUUGUUUGUUGUGCUGGACAGCCUGGCCUGCACGGAUGGUGCCAUCAGUGCUGCAGCCCAGGGCUGGCUGGUGCGUGCACUCUCCCUUGGGGAUGUGGCACGGAUCCUCGAACCCGUGCUCCUGCUGCUGCUCCAGCCCAAAACCCAAAGGACCUCCAUUCACUGCCUCAAGCAGGAGAACUCAGCAGAGGAUCUGCAUCGUUGGUUUAACAGAAAGAAGCCCUCUUUCAAAGAGGCGCAUGGGGUGACCGAACUGCAGGAAGGGGGCUCUGAGGAGCACCUGCCUCUGGGCCAGUUCACCACUGUGGACCGUGAAGCCAUCUGGGCCGAAGUAGAGAAGGAACCAGAGAAGUGCCCACCAAGAAGUGAGCUGAGCGAGGAGGACCUACCCUACUAUGUGGACCUUCCUGACAGGAUAGCCCCUGGAGGCCUGGACAGCAACGAGCACACAGAGUCUGCAGACAUGAGCUCUGGACACACCGACAGCGAGAACACGUCCACCUUCUCAUCCCCCUCCCAUGACCCCCAGGAGCUCAGCCAUGAGGAGAACUGCUGCGCACCCAUCCCCCUUGGGGGCAGGGUGUACCCUAAGCACUCAGCCCUGCUGACCCUUCAGCCAGAAAGCAAGCCCAGUGCCAAAUUGAGCCUGGUACGAGCAGACUCAGACAGGACACAGGCUUCCGAGUCGUUCUCCAGCGAUGAGGAGGCCGACCUGGAGCUCCAGGCCCUUACCACGUCACGGCUGCUGAAGCAGCAGAGGGAGAGGCAGGAGACACUGGAGUCCUUGUUCAAGCACAUCCUGCUCUACUUGCAGCCCUAUGACUCCCGGCGGGUGCUCUAUGCCUUCUCCGUGCUGGAGGCCGUGCUGAAGACCAACCCCAAGGAGUUCAUUGAGGCUGUGUCCAGGACCAGCAUGGACACCAGCUCCACCGCGCACCUCAACCUCAUCUCCAACCUGCUUUCACGUCACCAGGAGGCUCUCAUUGGCCAGAGUUUCUACGGCAAGCUCCAGACCCAGGCUCCCAACGUGUGCCCGCACUCUCUGCUCAUCGAGCUCCUCACCUACCUCUGCCUGAGUUUCCUGAGGUCCUACUAUCCCUGCUACCUGAAGGUCUGCCACCGGGACAUCCUGGGCAACCGCGAUGUGCAGGUCAAGAGCGUGGAGGUUCUAAUUAGAAUAAUGACGCAGCUCAUCUCGGUGGCCAAGUCCUUGGAAGGGAAGAACACGGAGUUCAUCCACAGCCUGCUGCAGAGGUGCAAAGUCCAGGAGUUCGUCCUGCUCUCACUGUCAGCGUCCAUGUACACCAGCCAGAAGCGCUACGGCCUGGCCACUGCCGACCUAGGCAGAGUUCUGCCGGAGGACAACCUCUUUGAGGAAAGCCUCAUCAAUCUGGGGCAGGACCAGAUUUGGAGCGAGCAUCCGCUGCAGAUUGAGCUGCUCAAGCUCCUGCAGGCACUCAUCGUCCUGGAGCACCACCUGGGCCAGGGGCAGGAGGAGGCCGAGAGCCAGCCAGCCCUGUCCCGAGAGUGGCAGAGGGCCCUCAACUUCCAGCAGGCCAUCGGUGCCAUGCAGUACGUGCAGCCCCACCCCCUCACCUCCCAGGGCCUGCUGGUAUCAGCCGUGGUGAGAGGCCUGCAGCCUGCCUAUGGCUAUGGCAUGCACCCCGCCUGGGUGAGCCUGGUCACACAUUCCCUGCCGUAUUUCGGAAAGUCCCUGGGCUGGACGGUGACGCCCUUUGUCAUCCAGAUUUGCAAAAAUCUGGAUGAACUGGUCAAGCAGUAUGAAAGCGAGUCUGUGAAGUUGUCAAUCAGCACAACCUCAAAGAAGGAAAACAUUUCUCCAGAUUACCCACUCACCCUGCUGGAAGGUCUGACGACGAUUUGCCAUUUCUGUCUUUUGGAACAGCCUAACCAAAACAAAAAGACCGCUGCCAUCAGUGAUCCUAUCAGCUUGAGAAAUGCUAAAAAUGCCAUUUUGGAAGAGCUGCCUCGAAUCAUGAACACCAUGGCCCUUAUAUGGAAUGUUCUCAGAAAGGAGGAGACUCAGAAGAGACCUGUGGAUCUCCUAGGGGCCACAAAGGGAUCCUCUUCCGUUUACUUUAAAACCACCAAGACCAUAAGACAAAAAAUUUUGGACUUCCUAAAUCCCUUGACAGCCCAUCUCGGGGUUCAACUGAUAGCCGCAGUAGCUACGGUGUGGAGCCGAAAGCAAGCUCAGCGCCACAGUAAGACAAAGGAAUUCUUUUCUUCUGGACAGAUUGUCCCUGUGGCAAGUGCUUCCCAGCUCACCCUUGUCGACUUGAUUUGUGCACUCAGCACUCUGCAAACAGAUUCCGUGCUGCACCUGGUAAAGGAGGUGGUGAAGAGGCCACUGCAGAUCAAAGGGGACGAGAAAUCACCUCUGGUGGAUAUUCCCGUGCUGCAGUUUUGCUACGCGUUCAUCCAAAGGCUCCCAAUCCCAGACUUGCAAGAGACCUUCCCUUCGCUGUUGGGAGUCCUGAAGGAGUCUGUGCAGCUGAACCUGGCUCCCCCGGGCUAUUUUCUGCUUCUCAGCAUGCUGAAUGACUUUGUAACGAGAACUCCCAAUCUGGAAAGCAAGAAGUACCAAAAGGACCUGCAGGAAAUCACUCAGAAGAUCCUGGAAGCUGUAGGGAACAUUGCCGGCUCCUCCUUGGAACAAACGAGCUGGCUCAGCAGAAACCUGGAAGUGAAAGCCCAGCCUCAGGUCUCACUGGAAGAGUCUGAUGCUGAAGAUGAUCUGUAUGCAGAUGCUGCUGCCUCCUCAGCCAUGGUGUCUGCGUCCGCCCCCUCUGUUUACAGUGUGCAAGCCCUCUCUCUCUUGGCAGAGGUUCUGGCUUCUCUCCUGGACAUGGUUUAUCGAAGUGACGAGAAAGAGAAAGCGGUGCCGUUGAUCUCCCGCCUGCUCUACUACGUUUUUCCUUACCUGCGCAAUCACAGUGCCUACAACGCCCCCAGCUUCCGGGCCAGCACCCAGCUGCUGAGCUCUUUGAGCGGCUAUGCCUACACCAAGCGAGCAUGGAAGAAGGAGGUGCUGGAGCUGUUUUUGGACCCUACUUUCUUUCAGAUGGAUACUUCUUGUGUUCAAUGGAAGUCUGUUAUUGACCAUCUUCUGACUCAUGAGAAGACAAUGUUUAAGGACUUGAUGAAUAUGCAGAGCAGUUCACUGAAGCUCUUCUCCAGCUUUGAGCAGAAGGCCAUGCUGCUGAAGCGCCAGGCUUUCGCCGUGUUCAGUGGCGAGCUUGACCAGUACCACCUUUACCUUCCCCUGAUUCAAGAACGCCUGACAGACAAUCUCAGAGUUGGACAGACAUCCAUAGUUGCUGCUCAGAUGUUUCUUUUUUUCAGAGUUUUGCUGCUAAGAAUAUCUCCUCAGCAUCUGACCUCAUUGUGGCCAAUAAUGGUCUCUGAAUUGAUUCAGACAUUUAUACAGCUUGAAGAAGAUCUGAAAGAGGAAGACGAAUCACUGAGAAACAGCAACAAAAUAAACAGAACCAAAGCUGACGGAAAUGGACCUUUAGUUGGGGACGUCCCCCCAAGUGAUCUCUCCUUGUAUCUAUCUGCUUGCAAGUUCUUGGACACAGCACUUUCUUUCCCACCUGACAAGAUGCCAUUAUUUCAAAUUUACAGGUGGGCGUUUGUUCCAGAAGUGGACACUGAAAGCCCUGACUUCCUGUCGGAUCUGGAGGAGAAUCACCAAGAAUGCAAACCCCACACAGUUAGGAUUCUAGAGCUUCUAAGACUAAAAUAUGGGGCAAUUGGUGGCUCUGAUGAGAUGAGCAGAAAGAGCGAAUUUCCUCUUCUGCGCCAGCAUUCCAUUUCCAGCAUCAGGCAGUUGAUGCCAUUCUUCAAGACUCUAAACUGUGCUUUCAAAACCCAAAGUCAAUUGCCUGUGGAUGCCCCAGGAGGACCAGUCUUGGAGUUUCUGGUCACAGAGAGCCCAGGUGUCUUAAGGCAACUGGAAGAAUGUGUGGAAUAUGACUUUUUGGAGCAUCCAGAAUGUUAACAUUCUGAGAAGAUUGGUUCAGUCCAUCUGUCAGUACUUCACUGCGGACAAAGGUCCUCUCUAAACAGGAACGGAGCUCAAACAACUCUACUACAGUUCAAAAGUUCAUUUCAGAUAUUUUCUUUUCAGCCACAAAACACACCUCCCUUAAAUGCCUUGUAAGAUAUUUGAAUGGUAUUCUGUGUUUCUUCCUUGGUUUAUGUAAUGAAAAUAAAAUUAAUAUAUCAUCUGA